Molecule: messenger RNA, 2995 nt
Organism: Amborella trichopoda
Lineage: Eukaryota; Viridiplantae; Streptophyta; Magnoliopsida; Amborellales; Amborellaceae
Product: Phox (PX) domain-containing protein
Biological process (GO): protein transport
Molecular function (GO): phosphatidylinositol binding
Source: RefSeq, a predicted model, not a curated record
UAGAUGACGGUUGAGUCAGACGAAAAGAAGGGGAAAGAGUGAGAAGGGGCUGUUAGAAAAAAGAUGGCCAGCCGGUUGGGAGGAAUACAGGGGAGAUGAGAGAAAUAGAAAAGAGAAAAACAGGAGAUGUGAACUAAAAUGAGAGGAGAGAGAAUCGGAAGUUUAGGCGUAUCGACGGGAAAGAAAUCUAGGGAUGGAUCGGCAUUUUAAGAGAGAGAAACACGAUCAAAUUCUGUUUGAAAAAAGAUGACCAGCCGGUUGGGAGGAAUACAGGGGAGAUGAGAGAAAUAGAAAAGAGAAAACAGGAGAUGUGAACUAAAAUGAGAGGAGAGAGAAUCGGAAGUUUAGGCGUAUCGACGGGAAAGAAAUCUAGGGAUGGAUCGGCAUUUUAAGAGAGAGAAACACGAUCAAAUUCCAAACGUCGAUCAGCAGGAAGGCAGAGUUGCAUUUUGGCUACAUGAUCCUGAAUCUGGAUGGAGUUACAGUGUUACAAUUCCUUCUACGACGGUUCAGCCCAAAUCGAGAGCCAUUGAUGGAAGUUUGAUUAAUCCUAUAGUGUUUUACAGGGUCCAAGUGGCUAUUGAAUCUCCGCAGGGAGUAAGUACUACCCGGUCAAUACUUCGAAGGUUCAGUGACUUCCUGAAGCUAUUUACAACUCUUAAACGUGUAUUCCCACAGAAGAAUCUACCCCCAGCCCCACCAAAGCAUGCUUUUCUAAGGAUAAACUCAAGUAGGCAACACAUUGAAGAGAGGAGGGCUGCUUUGGAGGAAUGGCUCAACAAAUUACUAUAUGACAAUGAAUUAUCUCGAAGUGUUUCAAUGGCAUCCUUUCUUGAGCUAGAGGCUGCUGCUUGGUCAUCAGUUCAGGAUGCAAGUCAAGCUCAGCAGUCCUUGGAACUGAAUACCACUUCAUCUAAGUUUCGCCCUUGUCCAGGAGCUUCAGUUGGUGAGAGUUCAUCAGUUGCAUCUGGGGCAUUAUCUGUGACACCAGAUUAUGGGAGUGAUAAUACAUGUGAAACUUCGGAUAUUGGGACACCACGACAAGGAAGGAAUCAUGGUGUCGAUGUUGGAUUCGAUGAUUUAACAAUAGAUAAAGAUAUAACUGCUCCACUGGCUACCUAUAAUUUAGGUGAGACGAUGGAAUAUCUCCCAGUAACAGAGGGUGAAGCACUUCGACAUGCGCGGAAACUCUCCAUUGAAAGUGAUCCAAGUGAUGUUUGUUCCUUGAAAGGAAGUGAACGUUCAAAUAUGGGGGUCACUAAUUCAAUGAGUGAUCAGGCAGAGCUUCAUGGGGCUGUGGAGAAGCUUUCUACUUCUGAGGAUUAUAACAGUUGUGUGUCGCAGCUCCUAAGUGACAUACAGAUUGCACUUCCCAUGGAUCAACGCCAAAAGAUGAAUAGGGUUGUUAUAUCAAUGCAACGGAGACUAAAUACUGUGAAAACAGACAUGGAAGACCUCAUAGCAAGAUUGAAUCAGGAAAUAGCUGUGAAAGAGUAUCUUAUGACCAAGGUCAAGGAUUUAGAUGGGGAGCUUGAAACUACUAAACAAAAAAGUAAAGAAAAUCUGCAAAAUGCUGUCUUAAUUGAAAGGGAAAGGCUCACUCAAUUGCAAUGGGACAUGGAGGAGCUUCGAAGAAAGUACUUGGAAAUGGAAUCGAAGUUGAAUUCUGUGCAGGAUGAAAAGAUUCACACUGAGACAGCAAAUCAGACUGCCAGCCGAGAAAAAGAACAAAUGCAACAUGAGCUGGAUAAUAUGAGGGAUCAACUUAAGAACUUGGAAAAGGAUCACAGAGAGUUAGAGCUGAAAGCAAAGACGGACACCAAGGUUCUUGUUAAGGAGGUUAAAUCCCUUAGAAAAUCUCAAACAGAACUCAAACAAGAUCUACAACAGUCUCUGCAGGCAAAAACAGAACUAGAGAGGCUACUCCAAGAAGAGAGGCAAAAGCGAGAAUUUGCGAGAGCAGCUAGGGCUAAGCUUUUGCAUGAAUGUGGAAUCCUUUGCCGUCGACUUCAGGAUUGCAGCAUCAAUAUUCUUACAGAAGAUGAAGAUAGGUUUGCUGUAGAGUUUUCUUCUCGCACAGAUGUUUUUGAUCAAUUGGCAACAUCUGACAACAGAAUUGGUCUUCUCCUUGCCGAGGCACAACUACUGGCUCAAGAGGAUGAAAAUGAUGCACUACAAAAGGUUGACAGUAACGAAUUUCGUGCCAACCUACAAGUUAAUGGCAGUGACUCAAAAGCAGUUGAGCCCAGGGACUUGCAAUGGGCCAAUGAUGAUGAGACCACAGUUCGCAAGAUGUUAACAGAUGUUCUCAUCGACAAUGCUCAACUUAGAAAGGUAAUCAAUUCCGUCAUCCGCUGUGCUGUUAAAACAGUUCCAAAACCCGAGAAAGAGGAAACAGAUGAAGUUCCGUCUAGAAAGUCUGUAUUAAACAAGUUUUUGGAAAGAUGAGAGGGCCAUAAGCUUAUUCUAGUAGGUUUAUAGUAUCAUGGUAUUGAAAAUCUAUGAUGCCUGCGAUCCCAACCUCCGUAAGAUGUGUGUGAUUCAUUAAGGCCAAGAUGAAAUUCCACAUUUUCUGUUGAUAUACCCCAUGUCCUCUUCUAGCUCCUGAUCUAUUCAUGGGUGAGAUGAAGAGUCUUUACACACCAGACCAUUGAAAUUAGUUAAUUCUUCCAGCACUUGGCUGAAACCAUACACAAGAGUGUGGUAGUAUUCUGCAUGCCUGCCAACUCAUUUAUCCCCAAGUGCGGAAUUAGUAUGUGCUAUUCUAGACGGUUGGAUAUGUAUAUGCCAUCCCUUUGGAAGCACUCUUCAAACAAUUUGUACAUCUGUGUUUAAAUUAUUCCUGCCAUCUGAAUGAUAAGAGUUCUGGAAGAAAAUACAUUGGCAUUUGCUUUGAGCAUCUUGAUUCACAUUAUGAGUUAGUUGAUGAUGAAUGCACCAAGCCACUAACUUUUCAAAUGAGAUUAAAACAAUGCAAGGGGAAAUUUGGGAUGGA